Electrophorus electricus (electric eel) is the source of this 1727-nucleotide messenger RNA. It is a transcript of the gene kcng4b, whose product is annotated as potassium voltage-gated channel, subfamily G, member 4b. Gene Ontology annotation, biological process: potassium ion transmembrane transport; action potential; protein homooligomerization. NCBI's taxonomy places the organism in Eukaryota, Metazoa, Chordata, Actinopteri, Gymnotiformes, Gymnotidae. Gene Ontology annotation, molecular function: delayed rectifier potassium channel activity. The record is from RefSeq and is a predicted model, not a curated record. Gene Ontology annotation, cellular component: voltage-gated potassium channel complex; membrane.
GGUAGGGAGUAUUAUUAUAGUUGUGCUCGAGCUGUGAUGUUUUUGGACAGUAAACCCAGCACUUUUUCUGGCGCAUAAGGUGAAGACACCAGCGUCUUCCUACAGAUCCUGUAUUUGUUUGGCCAAAUGCCAUCAUGCCCAUCAUCAGUAAUACCAAUGACUUCAGCAACGUUUCGGCCAGCACUGAUGACAGCAGCCUCGACCACUUUUUCACUGAGAUCCUGGAGAUGGAGACUGCCAAAGGGGUGUACUUUCAGAGGACCCAGUUUCUGCGUGACCCCUCCUCCGUUGGGAGCAUUGACCACAGCCGGCUGGCCCUCAUCAAUGUGGGUGGAGACCGCUACACAUUCCCCUGGAGCACGCUGGACGAAUUCCCGCUCUCUCGUCUGGGGCAGCUGCAUCACUGCCGUGGGGCCAAGGAGAUUGCGCUCCUCUGUGAUGAUUAUGAUGAGACACGGCACGAGUUCUUCUUCGACCGCAGUGCCGCCACCUUUCGCGUCAUCCUCAACUUCCUGGCCGCCGGCAAGCUGCGGCUGCUGGGUCAGUCGUGUGCCAUCUCGCUUUCUGACGAGUUCACCUACUGGGGCAUCGACCCGGCACACAUGGAGAGCUGCUGCCGGCGACGCAUGUUGAGCUGCCUAGAGGAGGUGGCUAAGUGCAAGCAGAGGACGGAGGAGCGGAGGAGCCGGAAGCUGUGCUCAGGACCCGCCAGCGAGGAGAUCUGCAGUGUGAUGAGUCAGCUCAGGGAGGCCGUGGACAACCCUCACUCUGGAUGGAUGGGAAAGAGCUUUGCCUGCCUUUCGGUGGUCAUGAUCGCUGUGACAGUGAUCAGCCUCUGUAUCAGCACCAUGCCUGAUCUCAGAGAGGAAGAGAGCCGGGGUGAAUGCUCGCAAAGGUGUCGGCACAUUUUUAUUGUGGAGACCGUAUGUGUGGCCUGGUUCUCCUUGGAGUUGGCGUUGCGUUUCAUGCAGGCUCGCAGCAAGCUAGUGUUUGCUCGUGAGCCACUCAACAUCAUUGACGCGCUGGCCAUUUUGCCAUACUACAUCUCCCUGGUGGUUGGUGAGAAAGAAAGGAGUCCGGGCAUGCCCACUGCUAGAGGGGCAAGCAGAGGGUACCUAGACAAGCUGGGGCUGAUUUUACGGGUCAUCCGUGCCCUUCGGAUCCUGUAUGUGAUGCGUCUUGGCAGGCACUCGCUGGGCCUGCAGACGCUGGGCCUGACCAUGCAGAGGAGCACACGCGAGCUUGGUCUACUGCUGCUCUUCCUGUUUGUGGCUGUGGCCCUCUUCUCCCCCCUCGUGCACCUGGCCGAGAACGAGCUGGCUGUCGGCCCACCUGUGGAGCCCAACAGCUUCAGCAGCAUCCCUGCCUCCUAUUGGUGGUCUGUCAUCUCCAUGACGACGGUAGGCUACGGCGACAUGGUGCCACUUAGCAUCCCUGGCCAGGUGGUGGCCUUCAGUAGCAUCCUCAGUGGCAUCCUCAUCAUAGCCUUCCCAGCCACCUCCAUCUUUCACGUCUUCUCCUGCUCCUACCGUGAACUCAAGCAAGAGCACGUUGUGAGUUACAAGGAGGAGAGAGCUGCCUUCCUUGCUGCAAGUGCUGCAGAAGAGGUCAGAAGAAAGUCAGAGACAAGACCUCAUGCUUGGUUACAGGUAGACACCAACAAAGGCUGCAAUGAUGAGAAUGGGACUAGCUCUCACCAACCUAUCAUCACACAUACAGCAUGCUGA